CGCUCCCGCCGAGCCGAGCACCCGCCGAGCAGCAUGGCCCGCUCCCGCUCCGUGCUGGCCGCCGCCUUGGCGCUCGGCGCCGCCGCCGUCCUCGCGGGCCUCGGCGCCGCCGCCUUCCUGGCCCCCGCCGCGGUCCGCGGAAGCGCGGCGGCCGCCCCGCGCACGAGCCCUCAGGCUGCGGCGGGCGCCUCGGCGCCGCUGCGGGCGGCGGGCGCGGCGCGGAGUGGUGCCGCCGCCGCCGCCGCGGCGGGCGCGGCGGCGCCCGCGGCCUUCUCGGGCGCCACGCUGCUGCCGGCUUUGCUGCUCAGCGCCCGGGCCACGGUCAGCGUCUGCGCGGCGGUGGCCCGCCACGCCAAGGCGCCCGUGUCGGAGUACGGUGCGCCCUCGGGCGUGCGCAACUUCCAGGAGAUGACGCUCGGCUUCACCUCGGACAUCGCCAAGAACAACCUCGGGGAGUCGUUCUACCGGCCUUGGGUUCCUUUCGUCACCACGAUCUUCCUGUUCAUCUUCGGGUCCAACUGGUCUGGGGCGCUGGUGCCGUGGAAGCUGCUGGAGCUCCCCGAGGGCGAGCUGGCCGCGCCCACCAACAACAUCAACACCACCGUGGCGCUGAGCCUGCUGACCUCCAUCGCCUACUUUGGCGGCGGACUGGUGAAGAAGGGGCUCGGGUACUUCGCGAGGUAUGUCAAGCCCACGCCCAUCCUGCUGCCGAUCAACAUCCUCGAGGAUUUCACCAAGCCGCUCAGCCUGAGCUUCAGGCUCUUUGGUAACGUGCUGGCCGACGAGCUGACCGUGGCGGUCCUCACCUUCCUCGUCCCCUUCGUCAUCCCGCUGCCCAUCAUGGCGCUCGGCAUCUUCGCGGGCUCCAUCCAGGCGCUGAUUUUCGCCACCCUGGCGUCGGCGUACAUCGCAGAGGCGAUCGAGUGA
This is a messenger RNA of Prorocentrum cordatum, 927 nucleotides long. The record is from the annotation of a GenBank genome assembly. NCBI's taxonomy places the organism in Eukaryota, Dinophyceae, Prorocentrales, Prorocentraceae.